This is a messenger RNA of Culex pipiens pallens (northern house mosquito), 5588 nucleotides long. RefSeq lists its product as uncharacterized. NCBI's taxonomy places the organism in Eukaryota, Metazoa, Arthropoda, Insecta, Diptera, Culicidae. The record is from RefSeq and is a predicted model, not a curated record. The coding region runs from base 4016 to 4792 and encodes 258 amino acids. Gene Ontology annotation, molecular function: nucleic acid binding; zinc ion binding. The transcript is spliced from 3 exons.
ACUGCUUUCGAGUAUAUUUGUAAGAAUUACAACAUUGCAGAACCAUCCCAUGAUCAACUCAGGGAAAAACUACGCAUGUUGUUCUGUAGCUUUAAAACGAGGUUUACAAAAGCCCAUAGAAGAAGUACCAUAAACUGUCUUAAAUUCUAAAACACCACAAACACCGUUUUUUAUUUGGUGGGGAAGGAGGGGGGGGGGGUCUUCAAAGAGAGGUGGAUUUUAACUCAAGAGGAAGGGGAGGGGGGUUGAAAGUAAACCAGAAACUAUAACAUAGCAUAAGCCGCCAUUCCGUGCAUCAAAUAGACAGAGCUACACCCAAAGGAAAAAUAUAUCUCAAAAUCUGCAACAUUGGAUUUGCUGCAGAAAAUGUCACAUUUUAUAACAUUUUUUUGCAGCAAGCCCGUAGAUCAUUUUUGCCCGCGUGUAAACAUGUCAGCGAUCUGCAGUUCUCACCAACACAUAUAAUGCUGGCCCGUCCCCGAGCAACACUCCAAAGAGAAGCAUAUGUUGGUGCUCUUUCACUCACUUUUCAUCUAGUGUCCAUGGCGCGGUGGUAGCGUGUCGGAUCAAUAACCAAGAAGUUGGUGGUUCAAUCCUCGUUCAGCUAAGUGUUUUUUAUUGUGAAAUACAAUCAAAAAGCCGUCGGUAAUGUCGAUAAUUGUCGGUAACGGGCAAAAAUGUCAUACCCCUAUAUCGCAUAAAAUGCAUGAGGACAGAUUUCAUGCAGAUUCUGAUAUACUUUAAUUCCGCCAUGCAUCAUAAUUAUGCGACUGCCAGUUGGGUGCACGUAUUCAGACUAGUGCUUCGUUAUAUCGUAGAGGGACACUACGGUAUAACUAUCCAUAUUUUCAAAAGAACACAACAACUAACUGAUAUGAAUAUUCGAAGAAUUGUUUCUGUAAAAUACUUAGCAAAGGUAUUUUGAAUUUUAUAAAACGUACCUAAGUACCAACAGUCAUGAAUAUCAAAUCAAUUUUAAAACAUACAUAGCAGGUACUUCAUUUCUGCAGCAACAGGUAAAUAAUGUGCUUUUAACCAAGCGUGUACGCGAAAUCAUUAUUUUUUUGCAUGAAUCAAAAUGUUUAAAAUGGCAUAACUCAAAAAGUGCACAUUUGUGCACUUUGAAAUUUGGAGACAAGUUAGGACAUGGUUCAAAUUUUAAGCUGGAAAAUUUUCAGAUCGCACAAAUGCACAUAAAAAAGUACUUCAUUGACAAAGUUGAAAAAAACCUAAAUUUAAAAUAAAAAUUCAUAUUUUUGUAUUUUCUGUAUAUUUUUUAGCCUGUAAAAGCAUGACAGUUUAUCCCAUUGAGUGGAUUAUAUUGGCAAAUGACCACCUCAUGGUCAUCGAACUUUGGUUGCCGAUACGGAAAAGGCGCGGUUUGAUAUGUCGAAGGUUUUGGGUUCGAGUCUCGAUAUCGCCACUUUUUUUUUGGUUGAUGAACUGUUUUGAAAAUGAACCUAUGAAAAUAACGCUCUCGCUAAUCUCGGGAAUUAUCCUCUGUCCCGAGCAUGAGUAAAUAACAAGGGAAAUACGUAAUAAUACCUUUCUCUGAUAUCAAUACUAAAUUUUGGUAUUCCUGGACCCUCAAACCUCAAACUUGAUUUUAAACAUUUUUGAUAUACCUCCUAAAGAAAUUACUUGAAAUUGUGGAAAAUUUUCAAAGUCAGGAUGACACAUUUUUGUAUUAUUUUGGUAUUGAAGUGUUUUAUCAAAUUCCUCUGAAACUGUGGGAAAAUUUUGACCAAUUUUGACAAAAUAAUUUUGCGCUAAAAUGAUGUCUCAAAGCGAAUGCUUUUAUUGAAAACCGGAAAUUUCAAACUUGAUUUUAAACAUUUUUGAUAUACCCCUUAAAGAAAUGGCUUGAAAUUGUGGAAAUUUUUCAAAGUCAGGAUGGCACAUUUUGGUAUUAUUUUGGUACAUGGAAUCAUCAGGUGAGUAGAUUUGGCUUUGCAUAUGGAUCAUUUCCGUUUUUUUCACUAACUGCAACUGCUGCACUAAAAAAUGGCAUGAAAAUACCAAAUUUUGGUAUUACUUGUGCAAAUACCAGCGACCAAAAUGUGCUCUUGGUUGCCCAGUAAAUAGAUGAUAAAAUACAAUGAAAUCAUACCAAAAUCAUGUAUGUGAAAGACCACAGGAAUACCAAAAUCUGAUUUUCCAAGGUCGCGGGAAUACCUAAAAAUAAAACCAUGGCAAUACCAAGUAUUGGUAUUCAAGCAUUGUUCAAAAAUCCAGAAGACCUCAACUUGGUAUUGAAAUGGUUUUAUUUUGAGGUAUUAUUUUACCAUCUAUUACUGGGCAACCAAGGGCACAUUUUGGUCCCUGUAAUUUGCCCAAGUAAUACCAAAAUUUGGUAUUCCCGUGUUAUUUACCCCUGCUCGGUGUGUCCGUUCACAGUACCUUACCAGAUCGUGUUCUAUAUUCUCGCGGAUGGCGCAGCCCAACUUUGGGUGAACAUUGCUUUAGUUUGAAUUGAAUUAAAAUUUAUACAUUUUUUUAAUUUCAAUACAAAAAAAACUUUCUUUCCAGUCCAUGAAAGACCGUACACUUGAUCAACAAUGCACCGUAACGCGUCCUGCAGUAUCUUACAUUGCGUCGAGCUUAGCUGUUGAGCUAACAAUAUCUUUACUGCAACACAAACACAGGGAUUCUGUACCUGCAUACUACAACAUUUCAAAUACAACGGAUGAUCAUGGGGAUAUUCCAGAAGAAAUGUUAGGAAUCAUACCACAUUCAAUCCGAGGAAAUAUCGCGCUGUUCAGUUAUCUUAUAACAGCCAGUGAAAAAUUCGCUGAAUGCAUCGCUUGUUCGGAGUCGUGCCUGUCCUUUUUCACAGAUAUUGUUAUUUGUUUGUUUCUCGUCGGGCACCUUUCUGUGCGUGCCACUUAAGUGGGUCAUAAAAGUGUUGUCGGUUUUUCCCGUCCUACACAUCAUCCAUAUACGCUCCUAAUUGAUUUUUAUUUGUCUUCCCUUUUCUUACAUCUCUCCUGAUUCGUCUUUCAGGUAGUUAUACAAAACCUAAUAUUUUCGUUUUUAAUAAAACAGAGAAAAUCUACUGUGAAUUUUUCUGGUAAGGCGAGGGUCGCUUCAACGUCAACGACCGUCGUUCCAUCUCCGGCUACGCUUUCCGAGUCUUCGGAGGCACUGUGGCCUGGCAGACGCGCAAGCAGCAAAGUGUGGCGUUGUCUUCGACCGAAGCGGAGUUUGUGGCUCUCUGUAACGCUGUGUGUGAAGAAGUGUGGCUACGCAGAUUGUGUUGAAAUAUACAAACUUUUCAACAUUGGAACCACCCCAGUUAGGAAUAGAAUUCCGAGAUCCACUAUAGCUUACUCAAGAGCUUACUAGUCACAGUAGACUGAAUUUAUAGUAAGCUAACAGAGCUUUAUGGUAAACUACAAUUAAGUAGUAUUAGAAGAAGUGGUGUAAGUGACGCAUACAUGUAAAUAGUAAUAUUAAGUAAAAAAAAAUAUGGUAUAUAACACUAACGGAACACGGAGAAGAUUGUUUAUAGGAUUAGGAAAGACGAAUUACAAUUAUCUUUUGGAUGCACUAGAAGCAAGAGGUAUUUUCUUAUUCUACGCUUAAGAACGGGUUUUUUGAGAAGCACGUAACCUGCAACAGGUUAUGGGCCCAGCACACCUACUGGAAGCCCCACGUAGGUGAAAGAACUUUCUUUUGUUUAUAGGUUAAACCAACAACAAGUACGAGACGAUUACGAUGGCAGAUGAUAAGCAGAAAGUUUUGCUAAUUCCGACCUUCCACGGAGCGGUCAAGAUGGACUAUCCGUGUUGGAAGGUGAAGGUAUUGGGGUAUUGGUAUUGAUAAAAUUCCACCGGAAGAAGUGUACGCUGAACGUCCCUCGGGAGCGAAACCGGAAGAUGACGCGGAGAAGAAGCGAAUCGCGGCUUUCGAGAAGCGGCUCAAGGAGGACGACGCGGUGGUCAACAUCUUGUGGCUGUCUAUUGACAACGUGGCCAUAAAUCACGUGCUUGGUUAUCCAUACGCCAAGCAAAUCAUGGACAAGCUGGACCACGUGUACGAGCGCCAGGGACAGCUAACUCUCUUCGCCUACCGUCGGCAGCUGUACCGGCUGAACAUGACCAGCUUCGGGAACCUGACCGAACUCUUUACGGCCCACGAAGCAUUGAUCCGGGAUAUGGAGCGAGCUGGAGAGGGUGUCACGGACGAUGAAAAACGAUGCACCUUAUUGGCGGUGAUUCCGGACCAGUUCGAGAACACCAUGGACGCGUUAGCCGUAAUGAGGAAGGAUGACAUCAAGAAGAUGACCCUGGACGAGUUCAAGGGGAUAUUCUUAGAUGCCGAAAUGAAGAAGAAGCUGACCGACGGCGAAUCUGGACCUGGACCAAGCACGGCAAUGGCAGCUGGACGGAGGAAGGAUAAGCGGAGGUGUUACCGCUGUGGCAUAGCUGGCUACACUGCCAGGAAAUGCCGGCAAGAGCCAGAGCGGGUGGAAUUUCCAGCUGGCCGACGGCAUCCCAGCCCGCAGAGGUAUGGGAGAGUAAGUCCGCAGAGAUCCGGGAGAGCUAAUGCCUCCGGAGAGCGCAUAGUCCGAUUUGUGGAUGCGUCACCAGAGCGCGAACAUGGACGUGAGAAGUUUCACCAGGAACGCGCGAAUUUCGCACUUAUUGUGCAAACUGGACCAGCGCGGCAGAUUACCCAUGGAACAACUCAGCCGAUUGCCAAAAGAACGUCAGAAUCGUGGAGAGGACCAGAGAGUGCAAAUUGUUCGGCGAGAGGAAACACAACCAGAGUGGCAGACUGCCCAUGGUAGGCCAACACGGCGAAUUGCCCAUGUUCCGGUCAGGCCGAUAGCACUUGGACAACCAGCAGAGCGAGAGGCUCAUGGAGAAGAUCGAAGCGUGCAGCAGAAGCGGCGAGCCGCGGGGCAGCCAGCAAGGCAAGUUGUCUUUGGUGCAGAGAUACCAGCACUGCAAGCAGGCAGUAGCCUGGGAGAGCCGAAGCGAGCCAGAACGGUGGAGGUGAUUGUCAACUCGGGCGCCACCGACCAUAUGGUUAACGACCAUCACGUGCUCAAGGACUGCUGGGCAGUGGAUCCUAUUACCAUCACUACCGCGAAGGACGGUGAGAUUGUGGUCGGCAAGAAGAGAGGUGUAUUAAAACUGAAAAGUAUUUUGAAAGAACCAAUAUAGAAAUAGAGCAAUUCUCUACGAAAUCGGUCUUUUUUCUUCAAUUUUAAUUUUUGUAUUUUUUAAUCCGGCUGAAACUUUUUUGGUGCCUUUGGUAUGCCCAAAGAAGCCAUUUUGCAUCAUUAGUUUGUCCAUAUAAUUUUCCAUACAAAUUUGGCAGCUGUCCAUACAAAAAUGAUAUGUGAAAAUUCAAAAAUCUGUAUCUUUUGAAGGAAUUUUUUGAUCGAUUUGGUGUCUUCGGCAAAGUUGUAGGUAUGGAUACGGACUACACUGGAAAAAAAUGAUACACGAUAAAAAAAAUUUGGUGAUUUUUUUAUUUAACUUUUUAUCACUAAAACUUGAUUUGCAAAAAAACACUAUUUUUAAUUUUUUUUAUUUUUUGAUAUGUUUUAGAGGACAUAAAAUGCCAACUUUUCAGAA